Messenger RNA from Camelina sativa (false flax), 1406 nucleotides. Lineage: Eukaryota; Viridiplantae; Streptophyta; Magnoliopsida; Brassicales; Brassicaceae. The record is from RefSeq and is a predicted model, not a curated record.
UUUCCGAUAACCUAAGCCAAAAAAAAAAGAGCAACCUUUAUCAAUCUGUGAAUUGUAGUAAUCUUCUCGCCACAAAGAAAUAAAAUUUGGAAUUCGGAUUAUUAUUCUUCUUCAUCUUCCUCCUCCGUAUAUUCAUUUGUUUUUCCCGCACUUUCUCACCGGAGAAUAUGAGGUGGGAAAGGGUCCGACAACAACAGCAACAAGUGGGUCUCGGUCAGUCUUAUUCCGGGCCCGGUAAGAGGUGGGGGCACACUUGUAACGCCAUUAAAGGAGGUAGCUUUCUCUACGUUUUCGGUGGCUAUGGCAGAGAUAAUUGCCAAACCAAUCAAGUCCAUGUUUUCGACGCUGCAAAGCAGAUAUGGACUCAGCCAAUUAUCAAUGGCACACCUCCUCCUCCUAGGGAUAGUCACAGCUGUACAACCGUCGGAGACAACUUGUUUGUGUUUGGUGGUACUGAUGGAAUAAAACCUCUUAACGAUUUGCACAUUCUAGAUACUUCUUCACAUACUUGGAGAUGCCCGAGUGUUAGGGGAGAGGGACCUGAGGCAAGAGAAGGUCAUAGCGCUACGUUGGUUGGUAAAAGGCUGUUUGUCUUUGGUGGCUGUGGGAAAUCUUCUAAUAUUAAUGACGAAAUCUAUUAUAAUGACCUUUACGUACUUAAUACAGAGACUUUUGUGUGGAAACGUGCUGUUACAAUGGGGAAUCCUCCAUCUGCGCGGGAUAGCCACUCUUGCGCCUCGUGGAAGAACAAAAUUGUUGUAAUAGGUGGUGAAGAUGGACAUGACUACUAUCUGUCUGAUGUUCAUAUCCUUGAUACAGGUCUUGGCUACGAUGCUAGAUUUGAUCAGAAUGUAGGGAGGUUGUCUUUAAAGAAGCAACUGAAGAUGAAAUGCCAAGAACAAAGUAAUGCAAGUUCCUUAUACGAUCAAUCACUUGUCAGAAUCAAUAUGGAUCAUCAAGGAAGAGGGAAUUUUGGUGUGAACUCGGGCCAAUUUAAUGAAGGAAAGAUGAUGUUUCAAGCCCGCAUAACUGAGAAUUACCAAGUUGGUUACACUAUAGAAACUAUGAUUGAUGGAAAACUGCUUCGUGGUGUUUUGUUUUCAAACAAGCAUAGCUCCGUUCUGGCGACCGAUCAAAGCUUUAGUAGAAAGAGGCCAGCUAUGUCGAACGGCGAUCAGGACAACAGAUCAAAGAUAUCAAGAACUUUGAUCCAGGGUCAAGCUGAUGCUAUGGAAACCAAAGUUUCUCCAUCAAACGGCUUGGAGGCUGGUAUUGAUAACAUCAGCAACCCUCCGGAUGUUAUUGUAAACACGUUGGCAGUGGCACCACAUGCAACUGAAAUGGCUAUUGUUUCAUUUGAUGCCAAGAACCAAGUUGCAACUCAACCCGAUAUGGUGCCUUUCUAA